UCUGAGCCAUGAUCUUGGGCGAAAUUGCGCGCCAAAACCGUAACUUGAUAAAGUGGAUUAGGCCUGCGCUGAACUCUCUAAAUCCGUCGCCCACAACAAAUCGAGUAACUUUCCAUUCCACAAUGUCGAUAGUUCAAAAACGAGGAGCCCUGAUCGUGCUGGAGGGAUGUGACCGAGCCGGCAAAACCACACAAUGCAAGCGGAUAGUGGAACACCUGACCCAAUCCGGACGCAAGGCUAAAUUUAUGAACUUCCCGGACCGGUCAACGGACUGCGGCAAGCUGAUCAACUCGUACCUGACCAACAAAGAUAACUUCACCGAUGAAGGAAUCCACCUGCUGUUCACACUGAACCGGUGGGAAGCCCGAAAGCAGAUGGAACAGUUGCUGCAGGAUGGAACCACUCUGAUCGUGGACCGGUACUCGUACUCGGGGGUUGCAUUCAGUGCAGCCAAAGGACUCGACAUGGAGUGGUGCAAGGCGCCGGAAGCGGGCCUGCUCAAGCCGGACCUCGUGAUCCUGCUAACGUUGACGGCGGAAGCGCUAGCGAAGCGAGGAGGCUUCGGCGAGGAACGGUACGAAGUGCCCGAGUUCCAGCGGCGUGUGAUGGGUAAAUUCGCAGAGCUGAGGGAUGACACGUACUGGAGGCAGAUCGAUGCGGACAAGGGCCAGGACGAGCUGACGGUGGAGUUGAGCGAGCUGGUGCUGGGCACGAUCGACGCGUGUGGGCACCGGGCGCUGGGAAAGUUGUGGUGAGAGAUGGGAAGGGAACUUGGAAAUUGGGGUUUAAUUUGCGUUUAACUGUAUUUAGUUUUUUUUGUCAUUCUCAUUGAUGUAUCAACUGGGAUAAAAAUUAUGUUUGAUCAAGUAGUAUCAUAAGAUAUUUUUUUCCGAAAAUUCAAUCCUUGUACGACAUACCUGCCAAUCCCUGUUUGAGAACUUGCAACUUACCUUGGGCAUUUUUUCAAUUUGCGAAAAAAAUGUUUUUUUGGGCGACCUGAGGCCUCCUGAGGGCGCUAUAGUUUUUCGUGAAGGCGCAGCACAAAUCGGCAAUUUCAGGGUUGUUACGGACGGCGCGGAUCGCGCGGAUGGCGCGGAUGGCGCGUAUCGCGCGGAUCUGGCGCGGAUUUGCUGGCUAAUUUUGCUCAGGCGCGGAUUUCGCGCGGAUUGUAAUAUUGAUAAACAAAAUAAUUGAGAACGAUAGAUUUUCUUUCAAAUUACAAAGGAAAAUAUUAUUAGGAAUUAAAUAAUUUUUUUUUUUCGUUUAGUGCGAAAACAUCAAUUUCUAAGAAGUUGUUAAUGAAGAAUGUUUUCUUCUAAAAAUUAUUGAUUGUUUUUUUUUCUUAAUAAGAAACUUUGAAAUAAUCUUCAAGGAGCGAUUUUUUUUAAUGUAUUAAGAUUUGUUAUAUAAAUUUAACAUCACAUUACAACUCUUAAAAAAAAAACAAAGCUCACCCGACAGACUUCGUUCUGCCUUUUUUCGUUUGUUGACUUUUUUUUUUACUUUUUCGUUUAUUCAGCCUCCUGUGAUCAAAAUUUGAUUUUACGCAUCUUUUUCCAUACAAUUUGCCGAUGCUCCGGAAUCGGUUCCGGAGUGGCCAAAGUGUCAAUAUAUUAGCGUAAAAACCUUCCUUGGGCUUAUACGAACCCAACGCAACAAAGAGCGCUCCGAUCCGUUUUUCCGUUAUCAACUUUAUAUAUAUAGAUAACAAAAUUCGAAAAAAUUACAGAAUAUUAAAAAUUUGAAGCUAUGAAACUUUUUAGAUUUUCGAUGUUUUUUUCAAUAUAAAAAUUUAAAUUUUUAAAUUUUUCGUUUAUUGAAAAAAUUAAAAACUCUGUUGCCAUUCUGAUUCAGGUAGAAUUGAUUCUACUCCCAAUUAUCACACGAAAUCCAUUUAGAAA
This is a messenger RNA of Culex pipiens pallens (northern house mosquito), 1901 nucleotides long. Its product is annotated as thymidylate kinase. Gene Ontology annotation, cellular component: nucleus; mitochondrion; cytoplasm. Lineage: Eukaryota; Metazoa; Arthropoda; Insecta; Diptera; Culicidae. The coding region runs from base 9 to 755 and encodes 248 amino acids. Gene Ontology annotation, molecular function: dTMP kinase activity; ATP binding. The transcript has 3 exons. The record is from RefSeq and is a predicted model, not a curated record. Gene Ontology annotation, biological process: dTTP biosynthetic process; dTDP biosynthetic process; dUDP biosynthetic process.